Messenger RNA from Acanthamoeba castellanii str. Neff, 648 nucleotides. RefSeq lists its product as uncharacterized. The record is from RefSeq and is a predicted model, not a curated record. Bases 1 to 648 code for a protein of 215 amino acids. The transcript is spliced from 5 exons. NCBI's taxonomy places the organism in Eukaryota, Discosea, Longamoebia, Acanthamoebidae.
AUGGCUGGGUACCGUGCAGACAUUGUGUACACAGACGAAGAGGGCAACCGAUAUGUGCAGAACUACCGGUAUGGCAAGAUUCUCUCAACGACGCCCAUCUCGGCCAAGGUGCAGCAGGAUCAUCAUCGUCCCAGUGUCAAGGAAUUCCGUCAGUUCAUUGACAGAGCCAGCGACUGGUGCCGCUCCUUCGAGGUCAUGGCCCAGGAAAAUGACGAGGCGAAACGACGCAUGGACGAACUCACCCGGCAAGCGGAGGAGGCGGUCUAUGAACGCGACAGAGAGAUGAAGCGGCAUUCGCGGGACCACAAAGAGUGGCAGCUGGUCGUCCAGGAGAAGACAAGAGAGGCCGAAGAAGUGGACAAGGCCAACCAACACCUGGCCAAGCGGGUGGCGGAACUCGAAGCGCGCUGUCGAGACAUGAAGCGUGAUAACCAGACGCUCCUGGAAGGAGGGCGAGAGGACCUGACGCUGGAGGAGCUUCUGUCUCUCGAAGCGGCCCUGGAGAGGCGCGUGUGCAUGGAGCGCGAGAAGGAGAUGGCAUUCAUCCCCUGUGGCCAUCGGGCUUGUUGCAAACUGUGCAGCGACAAGCUCGAUCUGUGCCCGCUGUGCCGAGAACGCAUCACCAGCAAACUGCACAUCUUCGACUGA